UUUGAAAGACACAUUUCCUUCGGCUAGUUGAAGCUGAAGCCCUACUGGGUGGAUUACGACAGGAUUUCGGAAUUCGAAAGUAUCUUGAUUCUUCGCAACAUACGAUAAAUCUGUCUUGGGAUAUUUCACCUCCUAUCGGGGAACGCAAAGAUGAUGGGUGACGAACAACCGAAGACCCUGUACGUGGGGAAUCUUUCCCGAGACGUGACGGAGGCCCUCAUCAUGCAGGUGUUCGCCCAGAUUGGCCCCUGCAAGAGCUGUAAAAUGAUCGCCGAUGAUGUCGUUGUCUCCUUCAAGUCUGCAGGUAAUGAUCCUUACUGCUUUGUGGAAUUCUACGAACACAAUCACGCUGCUGCCGCCCUGUCUGCUAUGAACGGGCGUAAAAUAUUGGGCAAGGAAAUGAAAGUCAAUUGGGCCUCAAUGCCGAGCAGCCAGAAGAAAGACACGAGCAAUCAUUUCCAUGUCUUUGUCGGUGACCUGAGCCCUGAAAUUACCACAGAUGACGUCAGAGCUGCCUUCGCACCAUUUGGAAAAAUAUCUGAUGCUCGUGUGGUGAAAGACCUGGCCACGGGAAAGUCCAAAGGCUAUGGCUUUGUUUCAUUCUUCAACAAAUGGGAUGCCGAGAACGCCAUUCAGCAGAUGGGAGGCCAGUGGCUUGGGGGUCGACAGAUUCGUACAAACUGGGCCACGCGGAAGCCUCCAGCUCCUAAAGCCACCUCUGAGACUAAUGCAAAGCACCUGUCCUUUGAUGACGUGCUGAACCAGUCCAGUCCUAGCAACUGCACUGUGUAUUGCGGUGGGGUGGUCACUGGUCUCUCAGAGCAUGUGAUGAGGCAGACAUUCUCACCAUUUGGCCACAUCAUGGAGGUUAGGGUAUUCCCUGAGAAAGGCUACUCUUUUAUAAGGUUCAGCACCCACGAAGAGGCAGCCCACGCCAUCGUCUCUGUGAACGGUUCAUCCGUAGAGGGACACACAGUCAAGUGCUACUGGGGCAAAGAGACACCGGACACAAUGAGCCCCAUGCAGCAGAUGCCUCAGCAAAACAAGGUAGGCUACACUGCCCAGCCCUAUGGCCAGUGGGGUCAGUGGUACAGCAACACCCAGCAGAUUGGCCAGUAUGUGCCCAAUGGAUGGCAGGUGCCCUCCUACGGCGUGUACGGCCAGGCAGCCUGGAAUCAGCAGGGUUAUAAGUAGGAUGGAGGAUAAUGGUGGGGUGGGGUGGUAAGGCCCCGCACCCCCCCCCCCUUCACCAGGGUUCCAGCCAAAACCACCCGCCGGACCACAACCCCAAGCCCUGCUGUAAAAUACACAACCGGCAGAGGCCUGAAUUUGUCCACCAAACACAAUAUACUUAACAUUUACCUUUUUUUUCUCACGAAAGGAGAUUGAUCCCUACAUGUCUGUCUUUUUUUUCCUUUACUUUAAAAUGCUGUGUAAAUGGAACACUGCUGCUUUUUUUUAAACGGACUCGUUACUUAUUUUUUGUCUUUUUUUUCUUUCUUUUUGUUAUUACUGUGUAUUUUUCUUUUGGCUCAAUGAUGGUAACAUCUCUAAUGAGCCGCCAAUUAGAUAAAACUCCCAGUUCUGAUCCAGAAGUGAUUAGGACUCGUGGAUUGAUUUCCUCUGUCGGCCCAGCCUCCUGACAUGGCGGAUUGGUGUGGGCACCAUACGCUUCUCUGUUUGCAGAGGCAUGUCACAUUUUUUUUAAGUCAUUUUGCAUUCUUCCUAUGCUUAUUCAUAACAUUGAGAGAGGAAGUGAAUGGUCAGAAUAUGGUCCCAUAAUUUAUUUGUAUGACUUUCCCCCUUACUGAAAGAUAACGAGCACCCUCGGUAUGUUAAACCAGUGUAUUUUCUUCAGAUAUCAUGGGGGUGGGGGUGAUCUUUCAGGACGCAAUUGAGGAUUGGCUUUUCCCCUGGUCUGUAUUGUUUUGUUUUGUUCAUGGGUUACGUUUUUAAAACAAACAAAUCAACAAACAAACAGGAAACAUGCCUUUUUUGUUUUCAUAAAGAAACAUUUGUUGUGUAUGAAAACUUGUGUAUGACAUUAUGAAAGAUGCUAAAAAUCAGGUUGUACUGCAUUGGAGACAUAUUAGUAAAUUCAUGUAUGUGAAAGAUUGAUACUGUGCUUUUUUUCCAUUCAGUCCCUUCACGGUUCUGUUGAGAACAUCAUUUUAUCUACCAUCUAAUCCGUAUUGAUCCGUAGAGUUCAGAUAUGCAAUUUUAGCAAAACUAUUUUACAUUUCUCCUGUUUGUUUUGCACUGUAACAUUAGUAGACCAAAGACAUCUAUGGCCACAGUAGCUAAAUUAUUUAUAACUGUUGAAGCAUUGAAGAUGCUGGUACUAAUGUUUUACGUGCAUCACAGUACACAUUUAGUUGUAAUAAACCUGUGUUUUACAGGAUUAGGAGGUCCCCGAUAAAUUUACCGUUGUCCUGUAAAUAAUAAACAAACUAAACCAUUUCAGAGCUUUUAGCAUUUAGGAAAUUGUUCUCCCUCCAGCUACAUUGACUAAAACAAACAAAAAAAUUUACACAUGGCAAUGUUCACCGAUGAACUUCUCUUCUCCAAUCUUUCCUCAAGGUAUUAUACUGGUAUUCCCACAGGAAGUUAGAAAGAAUUUGUACUUACUCAUCAACAUGAAAGUUCCAAGGAGUAAAAUUUUUGAUAUAUUCCUUGCAUGAAGAAAAUUCUAAUUCUUUAAAUGAUAUCCUGUCUUUCAUUCUGACUUUUUUUUUGUUUUUUGUAAAAUAGCGUAAUGGAAAUUUCCCCUUAAUUUGUAAAUACAGCAAAGGACGACAUGAUUAAUUUUGUUGCCUUACUUUAGUAGUAGUUCACUUAGGUUCAUCUUAAUGUCAAGGCAGUGCCUGAGGACACCUACAGAACAAAAUCUUUUUUUAAGGGGUGUUUCAUUCCUGGUUUUUGAGAUAUCUAUGCUACUUUGAUCAAUACUUUCUUGCUUUGUCUGAUUAAAAUGCUGAUGCAUGGACAAAAAAAAAAAAAA
This is a messenger RNA of Clupea harengus (Atlantic herring), 3001 nucleotides long. RefSeq names its product cytotoxic granule associated RNA binding protein TIA1-like. NCBI's taxonomy places the organism in Eukaryota, Metazoa, Chordata, Actinopteri, Clupeiformes, Clupeidae. The record is from RefSeq and is a predicted model, not a curated record. Gene Ontology annotation, molecular function: RNA binding.